AUGACGGUGCCCCCUAGACAGAAAAACGGAGUUUUCGGGGGGUCGAAAAACACCCCCCGAAAGAGCGUUGCAUGGGCGUACGUGUACUGGUUCUUCGGGGGUAUAUUCGGGCUGCACUUGUUCUAUUUGGAGCGAGAUGCUCAUGCUUUUCUAACGUGGAGCACCCUCGGGGGGUAUGGUUUGGGAUGGUUGGCUGACAUCACGAAGAUACCAAGGUAUGUGAGGGAUUGCAAUGAUGAUCCCGGGUUUCUGGCGGAGCUGGGAGAACGGAUGAGGAGGAAUCGGAAGCCCCCAUUCUCGACCAGCAGAUUCAUUUCUGCCAUCAUGGUGGGAUAUCUCUGGGGACAAUUGAUUAUGCUGGCCAUUCCUGAGGACGAGGUUGCUGGCGUCAACUGGUAUCCCAUCAUUCAUUGGUUCAUCCCUCUAGGUGUCGCUCUAGGCGUCUGGGUGGUAGGCAACAUCGGCCGAGAGCAAGGAAAACCCUGGCUCACCAUCCUCGUCUCCUACCUCACUUAUUCCUCCCGUUGGUACUUUUUUGACGAGAGCGUCUGGCUGACCUUGAUGGUCUUCUGCAGCGGCCUGACGUUCGACACGUGGUCGAAGCAGUGGCGGCGGGCGCCUCGCAAAAAACGCUCGUUCACCGGGCGAGUCACCGCGCUGGUGUUGUGCGCAUGCGUGUAUUGCGCGCUGUGGAGUGCCUACUUUUACUUCAACGGGAAGAUAACUGAUUCGAAUGGGGACGAGGUGCCGGUGCACGAGGCACUGCACCAUUUUUUCACCAGUCCGUGGUGGACGGAUUUGAAGCAGUCGCUGUACGAUACUUACGUGUACGCGCAGCAUCACGGAUGGUACGAGAUCUGGAAGCAGAUCAUCGACUUGUCGGAUCCGCACGGCGAGCAGAACUCCUACAGGGUGUUGGGCGUGAGUCCCACUUCGAGCCAAUCGGAGAUCACCGCUAGAUGGCGCUCGUUGAGUCGCGAGUUCCAUCCCGACAAGGUCAAGGAUGUGGAUAGACAAAGAGAGGCGCAGGAGAGGUUCAUGGAGAUCCAGCAGGCGUACGACAUUUUGUCGAAUAUUAAAGCGAAGCGGAGGAGGAAGAACAAGAAGUCGGUCAGGGAGGACGAGCUGUAA
Messenger RNA from Phaedon cochleariae (mustard beetle), 1131 nucleotides. Lineage: Eukaryota; Metazoa; Arthropoda; Insecta; Coleoptera; Chrysomelidae. The record is from the annotation of a GenBank genome assembly.